UUCGUAUAAAGCUUUUCGCCCAAUCUCUCAUCUCUUACAACAGAAAACGACCAGGAACCCUCGAUGGCUUCAGGAAAGCAGCGUGCAGAUGACAUAGAGAUCGACGAGCACGACGACUUUGAAGUCGACGAGGGAGAGCACUUUAUCACCCAGGACGAUAUCCUCGCCGAGGUUCCCGACGAUGGAGAUGCUCCCAUGGACGAAGACGAUGACGAGGUCCCAGAUCUCGGGGAAGGCUCCUCCGGCGUCAUCGACGACAACUCUGUCCAGCACUUUACCGGCCACACUUCCUCCGUCUUCACCGUUUCCUGUCACCCAACCGAGCCCCUCGCUGCUUCCGGUGGAGAGGACGACCUGGGCUACAUUUGGGAUAUCACCGAUGGAGAAGUCAUCGUCAAGCUUACCGGACAUACGGACAGUGUGACAUCGACCGCUUGGAGCUCUGAUGGAGAGCUCAUCUCGACCGGUGGGAUGGACGGUAAAAUUCGCAUUUGGAGAAGAGUCGGGAAAGACAACUAUAGAACAUGGGAGUUUUUGACUGAGCUGCAGGGUCCAGAUGAAGUCAUGUUUUUGCGAUGGCAUCCCAAGGGCAACGUUCUCCUCGCGGGCUCAAACGACUCGACACUCUGGCUCUGGCAAUUGCCCAAAGGAACUACCAUGCAAGUCUUUUCCGGACACACUGGUGCCGUCAACUGUGGUGAAUUCAGCCCCGACGGCAAAAAGAUCGUCUCCGCUUGUGCAGAUGGCACUCUUAUCCUAUGGGACCCUCGAUCUCCCACCCCCGUCUUCAAACUCGGCCCUGAAGAUGCCCGCUUCGCUCUCGACGGAAUCACCAGUAUCGCCAUCAAUCCUUCAUCAACCCUGGCAGUUGUCGGAGGUGCUGCAGGUGGCGUCCGUGUCGUGAGUUUGACCAAGGGCGAUAUCACUGGCACCCUCGGUGGGCACACGGAAGGCGAGAGUAUCGAAGCCAUCACCUUCGUUGACCUCACCGGAAGCGGAUCCGGGCCUGGUAUUGCCGUCACUGGCGCAACCGAUGGCAAGGCAUGCAUAUGGGAUCUUUCUACCAUGCGUCUCCGUGCAACUCUACAACAUGAAGAUGCCAUCACAGGCCUGCUAACCCACCCAGCUCCCAAGGCUCACAUCGUUGUUUCUGCAUCUGCCGACAAGACACUCAAAACGUGGGACGCUCGAACUGGUACCCUCAUCAAGACACAUAAAGCCCACCGAGCUGCCGUCCUCGGCUCCUCCCUCGGCCUGGGAGGAGCAGUCGUUAUUAGCGCAGGCGACGAGGGCCUCUGCGCCGUCUUCACCACCGAGAACACAGACGAGGACGGAAACAUGCAGCCUUAA
Coprinopsis cinerea okayama7#130 is the source of this 1350-nucleotide messenger RNA. Its product is annotated as ribosome biogenesis protein Sqt1. Gene Ontology annotation, molecular function: protein binding. The record is from RefSeq and is a predicted model, not a curated record. NCBI's taxonomy places the organism in Eukaryota, Fungi, Basidiomycota, Agaricomycetes, Agaricales, Psathyrellaceae. The transcript is spliced from 5 exons. The coding region runs from base 64 to 1350 and encodes 428 amino acids.